AUGAAUAUAAUACGUAGUCCAGCCGUGCAUAGAGGAUACUGGACUUCAUUAGAUCUCGUGAAGUUCUUUCCAGUCCUACAAUUCUGUGAUUCUCUGAAAGUGUUCGAUGAAAAGGAGAAUGUAUCUAACUGCAUCCAGCUGAAGACAUCAGUUAUUAAAGGUAUUAAGAACCAACUGAUAGAUCAGUUUCCUGGUAUUGAACCAUGGCUAAAUCAAAUUAUGCCAAAGAAAGAUCCUGUCAAAAUAGUAAGAUGUCAUGAACAUAUAGAAAUCCUCACAGUAAAUGGAGAGUUAUUGUUCUUCAGGCAAAGAGAAGGGACAUUUUACCCAACUCUAAGGUUACUUCACAAAUAUCCAUUUAUUCUACCACAUCAGCAGGUUGAUAAAGGAGCCAUUAAAUUUGUACUCAGUGGAGCAAACAUAAUGUGUCCUGGCCUUACCUCUCCUGGAGCGAAACUUUACCCUGCUGCUGUUGAUACAGUUGUUGCAAUAAUGGCAGAAGGAAAACAACAUGCACUGUGUGUUGGAGUCAUGAAGAUGUCAGCUGAGGACAUUGAGAAAGUAAACAAAGGGAUUGGCAUUGAAAAUAUCCAUUAUUUAAAUGAUGGCCUGUGGCAUAUGAAGACAUAUAAGUGAAGCAAAAGAAACAGUGUGACUCCAAAGGAACGCACUUAGAGUAAAUGGACUGCUUUGUAAUUCCUUUUGUUUUUAAUGUGACUGAAUGUACAAAUUUUGUUCCGUGGCUAUGCUAAAUAAAUCAAGUGAAUACUGAAGUCCUGUUAGCAGCAA
Messenger RNA from Pelodiscus sinensis (Chinese soft-shelled turtle), 789 nucleotides. Lineage: Eukaryota; Metazoa; Chordata; Testudines; Trionychidae. The record is from RefSeq and is a predicted model, not a curated record.